AUGCUACCUGGAGAAGUGUUGGGUCCUCACGGAACUUCCGGCUGCCGCGACAAUGGCUUUCUUUACCUGCGGGCCUGUGCUGAGUACCGCCUCCUGCUGACCAACACCUUUCGCCUGCCGACGCGGAAGGCGACUUGGAUGACCCCCUCAUCGCGGCGCUGGCAGCUGUUGGACUCUGUUGUCGUCCAGCGGCGAAAUCAGCAGGACGUGCCGGUGACGGAGGUGAUCCCGGAUGUCGGUGGCUGGACGGACCAUCGCCUUAUCCUCUUCGAGAUGAGGCUCGGCCUGCAACCUUGUAGGAAGCCUCAAGGUAAGUAACCCUCAGGUAAGCUGGAUGCUGCUUUGCCUGCUCACUAUUUGUUUUUCAGAAAUUAACUGACUGAGUGGCUGGAAGACCUGCCAUCUGCAGAUGAAAACGCCUCCGUGGAGACUCGAUGGUGCCGACUACGGGAGCCCGUUCACUCGACCGCCCUCGCUGUCCUUGGCUGCGCGCAUCGUCAGCACCAGAACAGGCUCGACGGCAACAACGCAGCCAUCAGUAAUCAGCUGAAGGAGAACAGACUACACAGUGCCUACUUCGACCAUCCAACCGACGCGAACAAGGCCACCUUCUACCAAUGUCGCCACCUUGCGCAGAAACGGUUGCGUGAAAUUUAGAACGACUGGAUGGCUCUCAAUGCCGAGGAGGUCCAGGGGUAUGCCGACCGCAACGAAUCAAAGACCUUCCCUGCUGCGAUCAAGGCGAUCUACACCCCCCCCACUACCAACGAAAGGAACCGCGUCGCUUCUCAGCUCCGAUGGAUCACGUUUCUGAAGAAGAAGAAGAAGAAGAUGCAGGUUCUGAUGCGCUUGCCCGAGCACUCAAGAAACGUUUUAAACCGUCCCUCCACAAUCUCCGACGUCACCAUCGACCGGCUCCCCAAGUAGAAACCAACACCGAUGUGAAUCUGCCGUCCUUUCUCCCAGAAACCAUCCGCGCCGUGCAACAACUCUCUAGCGGGAAAGAACCCGGCUCCGGUGUGAUCCCAGCUGAAAUCCAAAAGCACUGA
This is a messenger RNA of Spirometra erinaceieuropaei, 1049 nucleotides long. The record is from the annotation of a GenBank genome assembly. NCBI's taxonomy places the organism in Eukaryota, Metazoa, Platyhelminthes, Cestoda, Diphyllobothriidea, Diphyllobothriidae.